AAAACGAUCACGUGAGGCCGCAGUAACGUGACUGUCUCAAACGGGAAGUCUCUCAACUUCAGUUCCACUGCUUUUGUCCCGUUCAGCGGCUAUUCCUUUUUCCACCGAGACCGGGACUGUACAGCAGAUAUAGGAGGACGUAACACAGCAUCAAGACAAGAGGCAAAGUUAUGGGCUCCAUGUUUCGCAGUGAGGAGGUCUGCCUUGUGCAGCUUUUCCUUCAGUCCGGUUCGGCUUAUAACUGUGUCAGUGAGCUUGGCGAGCUGGGCCUUGUGGAAUUCAGAGAUUUAAAUCCCAACGUGAACGCUUUUCAGAGGAAAUUCAUCGGUGAGAUUCGAAGAUGCGAGGAGUUGCAGAAGACUUUCACUUUCAUUGAACAAGAAAUCAGUCGUUCGCGGUUACCUCCCUUCAGUGGCCCUCUCCCUCCCCCGUGUCCAAUGCCUCCAGCGCCACAGCCCCGUGAACUCAUUACUAUAGAGGAGGAGAGUGAGAGACUGGCUCGGGAGCUCAGAGAGGUAUCCAGGAACAGGGACAGUUUGCAGGCCCAGCUUACUCAGCUUUGUCAAUACAAAGGAGUCCUGACCAAAACCCAUUCAAUUACAGCAUCUCAGGCACCUCCGCCACCACAGAUAAUCGAAAACCAAGGCAUUUUUGAUAACCGCCAAGAUGUCCGCUUAAGUUUUGUAGCUGGAGUGGUCCACCCCUGGAAGGUGCCCUCCUUUGAGCGGCUGCUGUGGCGUGCCUGCAGAGGGUUCAUCAUCGUGGACUUCAAGGAAAUGGAUGAUCGUCUUGAGCAACCAGACACGAGGGAAAGUGUUCAAUGGACUGUGUUUCUGAUUUCAUACUGGGGAGAUCAGAUUGGACAAAAAGUCAAGAAAAUAUGUGACUGUUUCCGCACACAGACUUUUGCGUAUCCAGAGAGCACAACUGAAAGGGAAGAAAUCCUCCAGGGACUUCGAGGCAGAAUUGAAGACAUACAUUCCGUGCUGGGGCAGACUGAAACCUUCAUGCAGCAGUUGAUAAUGCGGGCUGUGGCUGUUCUGCCCCAGUGGAAAGUGAAGGUGCAGAAGUGUAAAGCGGUCCAGGCUGUGCUAAACCUAUGUAGUCCCUCAGUCACCGACAAGUGUCUGAUCGCAGAGGCUUGGUGUCCCGUCACCAAACUACCUGAACUUCAGAGUGCGCUUAGAGAAGGAGGGAGGAAAAGUGGCAGCGGUGUUGACUCGUUCUACAAUCGCCUGCCCUCCACCACCUCUCCACCUACAUUGUUUCCCCUGAACUCCUUCACUACCGGCUUUCAGAACAUUGUGGAUGCCUACGGAGUGGCAAGUUACCGUGAAGUUAAUCCAGCUGUUUACACCAUUAUCACUUUUCCCUUCCUGUUUGCGGUAAUGUUUGGUGAUGUUGGCCAUGGUUUACUCAUGGCGCUAGCAGCAUUGUGGAUGGUACUUGAACAAAAUGACCCCAAACUAAAGAACAACAACAAUGAAAUUUGGAGAAUGAUGUUUGGAGGGAGAUACCUGAUUCUGCUCAUGGGACUGUUUUCCAUUUAUACUGGUGCCAUUUACAACGAGUGCUUUAGUAAAGGUCUUAGCACGUUCACUUCAGCAUGGCAUGUCACCCCAAUGUUUGACAAGAAUAUAUGGAACUCAUCAGUUCUUGCAGGAAGCCAAUAUUUGUCUAUGGAUCCCAAUGUGACUGGGGUUUUCAAAAGCCCCUAUCCAUUUGGCAUUGACCCUAUUUGGGGUUUAGCCAACAAUAAGUUAACUUUCCUCAACUCAUACAAGAUGAAGAUGUCAGUCAUCAUUGGCGUCAUUCACAUGACGUUUGGAGUUUGCUUGUCAUUUUUCAACUAUAUACACUUUGGUCAGAUAAGCAACGUGUUUCUUGUACUGAUUCCCGAGCUCUUCUUUAUGCUGUGUCUUUUUGGAUACCUGGUUUUCAUGAUUGUCUUCAAGUGGAUUGCUUACACUCCUGACCAGUCUAGAUUUGCCCCCAGUAUACUCAUCCACUUUAUUGACAUGUUCCUCUUUACAGAAAAUGAAGGCAACCCUCCGCUCUAUAAAGGACAGUCAGUUGUGCAAACAAUCUUGGUGGUGUUGGCACUAUGCUCUGUCCCAGUACUUCUGCUUGGAAAACCCACCUAUGAAUAUCUCAAAUUCAAAAGAAGUCGAAACCGUCAUGUAGAGGAGGACAGACGGCCACUUGUCAGUGAUGAUGGGUCAAUCAACACCCGAACAGGGGAUGUAGAAGGAGUAGCCACUGAACCAGAGGGGUUUGAUGCUGCAGAUGUGUACAUGCACCAAGCCAUUCACACCAUAGAGUACUGUUUGGGCUGCAUCUCCAAUACUGCAUCCUACCUCCGACUAUGGGCUCUCAGUUUGGCUCAUGCACAGCUAUCGGAGGUUUUAUGGGAAAUGGUGAUGCGAUUGGCCUUGAAGUGGCAAGGCUAUAUAGGAGCUGCUGUACUAGUUGUAAUUUUUGCCUUCUUUGCUGUGCUAACAGUCUCAAUCUUGUUGAUUAUGGAGGGACUAUCUGCAUUUCUGCAUGCACUCCGUCUACACUGGGUUGAAUUUCAAAACAAGUUCUACAGUGGUACUGGCUACAAGCUCACACCUUUCUCUUUUUCUUCAUUCAUAAAUGCAACAGCUAUUUAGAUGGUCUGGGACUGCAGAGAUCAAGAAAAAUAUCAAGAAACAGUAACACUGUACUUUCCCUGUGUUAGUUUGACUGUUAUCUUUAUCAAAUGAAAACUUUGCAUAUGGGAAGAACGUCAAUUAUUUUUUUCCUAUCCCAAACCUCCCUGUCAGUAUUCUCAUUACAAAUUUAAUUUUCUAACUUUUAAAUUGUUCUUAAAAGGGAAGUGGAAAAUAUUUCAUCAACUCUUUAAGGGAAUGUAUGAAUUUUCUGUAUGUGAGAGGAGCUCAUGAGCCAAUAUUGUGUUUCCUCAUUUCCAUGUCUUCCAAAGAAAGAUUCAUAUUUAUUGGUAAUGAUGAUUUUAGGUGCCUUAUCAGGACUAAGUGCUUGUUUAAACAUAAGUCUUUAGGUUAUGAAAUGUAUUGCUUUGCCUUAUAAAAGUAUUGUCUAUCUUUUACCACUGAUUUGCACUGUAAAAUAAUGAAAAUAAUUAAAUUUCUAAUUUUCC
This is a messenger RNA of Periophthalmus magnuspinnatus, 3142 nucleotides long. RefSeq names its product T cell immune regulator 1, ATPase H+ transporting V0 subunit a3b (gene tcirg1b). Gene Ontology annotation, cellular component: plasma membrane; vacuolar proton-transporting V-type ATPase, V0 domain; vacuolar proton-transporting V-type ATPase complex. The coding region runs from base 171 to 2654 and encodes 827 amino acids. Lineage: Eukaryota; Metazoa; Chordata; Actinopteri; Gobiiformes; Gobiidae. The transcript is spliced from 21 exons. The record is from RefSeq and is a predicted model, not a curated record. Gene Ontology annotation, biological process: proton transmembrane transport; vacuolar acidification. Gene Ontology annotation, molecular function: ATPase binding; proton-transporting ATPase activity, rotational mechanism.